This is a messenger RNA of Klebsormidium nitens, 2732 nucleotides long. NCBI's taxonomy places the organism in Eukaryota, Viridiplantae, Streptophyta, Klebsormidiophyceae, Klebsormidiales, Klebsormidiaceae. The record is from the annotation of a GenBank genome assembly.
AAGCUCAUAUGAUUCGUCGGAGGUGGACUCUUUCAUUCGGGGCACAUGGGUGAACGGCUUUGGUCCUCCCUACCACCUACUUGAGUGUUCUGAGCUGCAUAGCGCUGAUCGGAGCACCUCUGUGCUGUCCUACUUAGUCAUCCCUCCAAGAACCAACUUACAACCCCGCCCAAGCUUGGACAAAAUGGCAGGCCGGCGCUUCUUCCCUGUGGCUUUUAGCCUCUUCUGCUUCUUUCUUGGGGCACUGCCAAGUGGACUCUCUGCUCAGGGCCUUGUUGCGGUCCCGUCCACAAUGACCCACAAGCUGGGCGCUUACUACAUCAGCGCGCUUGGGAAGGACCUCACUUUCUACCAGCUACUGAACGGGCGCCACCAACGAGGGACCAACGCAUACAACCUUGUCAAUGGCAUCGGGGACAGCGCAGAUCCCAUCCGAGCCGCCAAAGAAACCUCGCCGGUCCGAGGCUACUACAAGAGCUGGAGCAUCGGGGGCCGGGUCAUUGUCGAUGUCUUCUACAAGCUCGUGCGAUGCCCGGGCGGAGACCCUUCCAACUGCUUGGCCUUUGAGCGUAUCAUCCCUGUCAAUGCCCCUCGCCUUUCUGGCGCUCCAGUUAUUCCCACAGUGCUGAAGCAGAGUUUUGGGGUUCGCGGCCUGUGGCUCCUGAAUGCCAACCAGGCUGCGGCCAACACCGUACUCAAGCAGCCGGCAAGUGAGGAGAAGUUAUAUGUGGACGACGUUUUUGACUCUGGAAGAAUCUACUACAAGGUAGCGCCCCCGCCGCCCCCUUGCAGGUCUGCCUACCCCCAAACCUACCUCUAUUCCAUUGGGGAGUUCUUCGACCGUCCGCAGUUCAACUGCGUACUUUUUGGGGGUGUCUAUAUCAUGAUGACCACUACUGAUGAAGCAGGCUACACCGCAAUGCAGCAGUAUGGGACCUCGCCAGAAAACUGCGACGGGUCCCUUGCGCUGCUGUUCAACCUCAUUGCUCCUCAGAGAGGUUUCCCUUCCUCAGGCCCACAGAUUGUGUACCUUGCCCGGCGGCCAGGAUCAGUUCCAUUCACCCUUCAGCUAGCCUUCCCCUACACGCUCGAUUGCGAACAGCUGCCUCGUAACGUGUCCCUCCUUCUUCAAGCUGCCACCAUCCUUGCUCAAGAGGGCAACGGAGUUGAUGUCACCAAGAGCAGGGUAGGCAAAAACCUGGCCAUACCCGAACCCAUCACCUCCCUCGGUUUUGCCAACGCCUGCACUCCUGUGUAUGUGGCAUACUACGGUGCCGCCGUCUGGGGACAGACGAAUGGGAUUCCAGAGACCAGUUCUGACAGCACCUUUCUAGAGACUCUCAUCAGAACCAACGCGGGCGACACGUGCAUUGCGGCCCCCUCAGUGAAUGGUGGAUUCUCGGGGCGGGACUAUUUUGAGGACGCGUGUGCUCAGCUCUAUUUUGGGAACGCAACGCAGCAGCGGGAGGGGGUGGUGACUAUGUUGCAGCUCGGUCCGACAGCUGUACCAGAUCAGGUGGCAUUUAAUGCGGCGGUCAGUCGAUGCGUCGGCAAAGGUGUAUACACGCUUCCCAUCCAAGGUAUCCUUCCUCAGAUUGCGAUCGACUUUGACGCCACUAAAGCGUCCCUCCUCGCUUCCACCGAAGUCAAGGUCCACCUCGACUCGGUCGCCGCAAACGCCGCCUCCGUGGUGGCCCUCGAAAUUGCCCUCGCCUCCUGCGGGGCGUUCGUCACGAGGACGAUCGCCCGCUCUAGUUACUACCGCACGCGGCGCCUGUCCAACUUCACGGCGCGCCUGCUGGCGUGUCUCGCCACCCUAGUUGCGGUGACCGUUCUCAACGUGCCGAAUUUCGCGCUGAUCGACCGGUCACUGAGCAACCAUCGCGCGCGGCGCGUUUUCGCCGCCGCGAGCUCGGCGCAAUACAAGCCGAGCAACUGCUCGGCCGUCCUCCUCUCCGAGACGCACGCCUUCGUGACCGUCGAGGGCUCGUCGGCGACCGCGGUGAUCGGCGUCGCGCUCUACGUCCUCGCCGCGUGCUACGCGGUGUGGGACACGUGGGCGCUCUUCGGUGACGUCAUCAGGGGCAGCGCUGACGCACGGCGCUGCCUGGGCAACGCGACCGUGGAGGACGGGCGGCGCAUCACGGUCGAGUGGAGGGAAACGGACGGCAGGUUGCACGACCUGCUCAACCCCGCGGCUGUCCUGAAAGCGGGCGAAAUGGCUGACUACGAGCUGCGCAGCGCCAGGUUGCGCGCAACAAUAUGUGGCCGGAGAAGCGGGACUCCCCCCGGGCGGCGUUUCCGAGCUCCGGAGCCUAAGCAUUUGCUGGCGGUCUGGAUUUCACGCGCUGCUCGCCGUUUUCACAAAUACCAGUGCAAAGUGGGUCGUAGCAGGAUCCUCGAUUGUGGCGUGAAAUUACCCUUAAUGCAGCGAGGUCGAUAGGGCUCCUUGAGAAAGUGAAGAGGUGCCAAGUAAACAUUCGGUGGACAAUGAGCAUACUGAAGCCAAUCUUGAUCAUUACGGAUCCUGUUGAGAAGUUGUUGAACAUGUGGUGACACUGUCGACCAGUUUUCAGAGUAGCGGCACAUAUUGGACGGUCAAAAGUCUUCCAACUAUUUGGUAUGUAAGGUUAUGGGUCCCCAGAGCAGCAUACACGUCCGCUGGCAGUGAUCUGGCAGCAGCAAACGUCAAGUACGGUCAUGAAAGUAACAUGUGAGAGGAUACGCGGGGC